GAGCCUAUGUGUAACAGAAUAAUAAAAACGAUAAGUACACUAUUAGGGCGUUUGUAUAAGGUUUUCCAUGCAAUUGUGCGUUUUGUAUGUUGGUUUUAUUUUCUUUUUAUGUUAAAUACUAAAGUUAUUAUGUCAACAUUUUGAUCUCUUGCUAAUAAAAUAAAAUAUAUGGUCACAUUGAAGUAUAAAAGCAUGUAAUACCGCAAACCAAGGCAUUAGUCCACUGGGUUUUCACAUCAAGUGCACUUCUCCGAAGAAGCUUUAUUACAUAAAAGAUAAAUAAUUUGAUAAUACAUUUUAUUUUUAAUAUGAAAAUUAUUAGUUUUGCUUUGGUUUUUGGUUGCCUGAUUGCUAGUAUCAAUGCAGGGAUACUUGCACAUCCUGUUGCGGAGCUAAUUGAAGACAAUCAACCACAAUAUGAAUUCCAUUACUCAGUACAUGACAUCCAUACCGGAGACGUGAAAGAUCAGUUCGAACACCGUCGUGGUGAAUAUGUAACUGGUCGUUAUUCAUUAAUUGAACCUGAUGGUCAACGUCGUGUGGUCGAUUACAGCUCAGAUCCUUUGUUGGGUUUCACUGCACAAGUGCGUCGAGAAGCACCAGAAAUUCAUGGCCUACUCGUUGCCGCACAUCCUGCUGUAAGUGGAAGUAAAGUUAUUGAACAGUGGCCAGCACCAGCACAUCGUCGUUAAAAAUUUGACUC
This is a messenger RNA of Teleopsis dalmanni, 703 nucleotides long. RefSeq names its product larval cuticle protein A2B. The record is from RefSeq and is a predicted model, not a curated record. Lineage: Eukaryota; Metazoa; Arthropoda; Insecta; Diptera; Diopsidae. Gene Ontology annotation, cellular component: extracellular matrix. The coding region runs from base 309 to 692 and encodes 127 amino acids. The transcript is spliced from 2 exons.